Abrus precatorius (Indian licorice) is the source of this 1003-nucleotide messenger RNA. RefSeq lists its product as uncharacterized. The record is from RefSeq and is a predicted model, not a curated record. Bases 168 to 602 code for a protein of 144 amino acids. The transcript has 4 exons. NCBI's taxonomy places the organism in Eukaryota, Viridiplantae, Streptophyta, Magnoliopsida, Fabales, Fabaceae.
ACGCAUUAAAAAAAUUCCUAAGAGAUAAGACCAAGAGGAAAAGGAAUAACGCUCCAAGCAGCUACCACUAUAAAAUAUAAUAAUCUUAAGAAGUUUACAGAGUAGGUAGUUUACUUAUCCACAAAGACAGUCAUUUACUCAUUCUAGUGUGAUAGCACCAUACCAAAAUGGGUUCUCUUAUGGCAGGAUGGGACUCUACUCUCAUGGAUCCUCAAUCUGCCACACUCAAAAGGAAUCGCUCACUAACCAAAGAUGAAAUAGAUGCUUACUGGAAAUCAAGGAAGAAGAUAGAAGAAGAACACCUUAAAGCUAUUGCCAAUACAUCAGAGACUAACCAGGGUAGCAAAUACACAGAUCCAGAGAAGAAGAUGCAGAAGUCAAUCACCAUGCCCUUGACCCGUGUACGAGACUCCAUAAAUAUGGAUGUUGACACAAGUUUGGAGCAGCUUAUCAAGAAAAAUGGCUGGUGGACGAAGAGUAGCUGGGCAUUUCUGAAUGAGCCUCCGGUGAAUGAAGCUGCGUCGAACAAGUACACACCGCAGUUUCACGUUGCCAACUUGGGAUCAUCAAAAUUUAACCCCAGAGAUGGAAUCAGUGCUUAGUAUGAUGAAUCUUAACUAAUAAUUAAAGUACCCAACCUUUUUGUGUGUGUGUGUGUAUAUAUAUAUAUACUAAAUACUUGUUCGUGUCUUCAUCAACUAGAAAAAUAAUAUAAUAUGUGUAGUGCGUGUGGUUACGACAAUGGGCUUUGUUUCUGGAGUUUGUGUUAGUAUGUAAGGAUUGAUCUAUUUUGGUGCUCAUAGUUCUGCAAAUCAACUGUGUUGUGUGGUUUGUUUGUAGAAGUGAUGAAAAUUUCCGAACAAUGAGUGACUUUGAUGUGCUAAUUAUUUACAAGAUAUAUAGUACUUGUCAUUAAUCCUUCUGUAAAUUAUUCGAACAAAAAUGUUACUGUGCCCCUAUGGUUCUCUCUAGCCGAGAGCUAGCAAGAAGAUUUCACAACUUG